AACGUGGUAUGUACACUUGUUGUUGGAAUAAAUUCUUAUAAUGCAACAACCCUAAUGCGUUUCAUCACUCGAUUACGAAUUUUGUUCGUACCUGUGACCAUUGUCUUGCGACAAAUUCACUGAUCCCCCGAGCAGACGAUCCAUUCUCAGCAACUAUACAUGUGCAGUAUUCCGACGGUGGAAUAUUUUACAAAAAUUUGAACUUAAUCUUCUCUCCCAUCUCUUCAUACGUCCGAGGUCGAAUCAGUUUACUUGUUUCGUUUACCAUACAACGCGUACCAUAUAUCGUUUUGGAAUUUCGACUAUGAAUUCGUUGACGAUAUUGUCGUCGUUCUUACAUCAGAGACUGAUUAGAGAGCGCGCAGUCGCGAUAUUCGCCGCACAUGCUGGAGUGUGUAUAUAACUACACGAGCAGCAGUAAAAGUACGUGGAAGAAUCGUGGAAUCCACUGGAAAGGAAGAACUCUCUUUGAUGGGUGCUCGUCUCUUGUUCAAAAGAUUGGGAGACGCCAACUAAUUAAUACUUCUGAUCAAGGUCGUGAAUUGAAACAACCAUGUGUGGAAUUUGGGCUAUCUUUGGAUUAAACGUGCCGUCUUUAACUCACGUCUGUACGAACUUUGAGAAGAUAGCACACCGCGGCCCGGAAGCGUUCAAAAUCGAAUUUGACCAAGCAGUUAAAAACGGUUACUUUGGAUUUCAUAGACUGGCAAUCGUCGAUAAUCUUCAUGGGAUGCAACCAAUGAGACUUUACAAACAUCCGCAUUUAUUUUUAUUAUGCAACGGCGAGAUCUACAAUCACAAAACCAUCGGUCUACAACACUGUUACUCGUAUGUCACGCAAUGCGACGUGGAGGUGAUAAUACAUAUGUACGAACAUCUCGGCGCCGAAAAUGUCGCCGGUAUGCUCGAUGGCGUUUUCGCAUUCUGCUUGAUGGACAUAAAAAAAAAGAGGAUCCUUAUUGCCAGAGAUCCGUACGGGGUCAGACCACUUUUCAGAUUACGUUCCGACGACGGACAACUCGCAGUAUGCUCGGAGAGCAAGGGGCUCAUGGAAAUGACGAAACAGAUAAAGUCAAAGUGGACAUUGGAACCGUUCCCUCCAGGUUUUUACGAAGAAUACGAAAUUUUAAACGAUGGUAGAACAAAAUUACUGAGCAAAGUAAAUUAUCACAAACCUGGGGACAAGCCCAAGUUUCAGACCUCUGUCGUUUACAAUGAGUUGAGUAGUCUAGACGUGCAUGCAAACAUAAGAAAGCUACUCGUAGCUUCGGUGAAAAAGAGAUUAAUGGCCGACAGAGAGGUCGGAUGUUUGUUGUCAGGUGGUUUGGAUUCAAGUUUGAUCGCCGCUCUACUCGUCAAGUGUGCCAAAGAACUGAACGUAUCGUACAGAGUGAAAAGUUUCGCGAUCGGUAUGGGAGACAGUCCAGACGUCGUCGCGGCUAGACAGGUCGCGGAGCACAUAGGGACGGACCAUCACGAAAUAAUAUUUUCUGAGAACGACGUCGUCGACGUUUUAGACGAGCUCAUUUAUCAGUUGGAGACCUGUGAUAUUACCACUAUUCGAGCUUCCAUCGGCAUGUACAUCAUCUCGAGAUACAUUAAACGUAACACGAAUACGACUGUGAUAUUCAGCGGGGAAGGUGCCGACGAACUGGCGCAAGGAUAUAUUUAUUUCAGAGAUGCACCCAACGCGAUGGAAGCUCACGACGAAUCCGUUCGAUUGUUAAAAGACAUUUACUUGUUUGACGGCUUGAGAGCCGACAGAACGACCAGUGCAUUUAGCUUGGAACUAAGAGUCCCGUUUUUAGACCUUCAAUUCACCAAUUACUACCUCUCGUUGGACGCUGCUUCCAGGCAGCCACAAGGAGGAAUUGAGAAACAUCUAUUAAGAUCUGCGUUCAGCGACACGAAUCUCUUACCGUCCAACAUAUUGUGGAGACACAAGGAAGCGUUCAGCGAUGGUGUAACGUCCGUUAAAAGAUCUCUCUUCCAAGUCAUACAAGAUAUCGUGGACACUCGUGUGACGGACGAGGAAUUGGACAAGGCCUAUAUAAAGUACCCUCACUGUACACCGAGAACAAAAGAGGCUGUUUACUACAGGCAAGUCUUUGAGAAGCAUUACGGGGGACAAGCCGAGAAUUUUGUGCCAUAUUUUUGGAUGCCACGGUGGGUCAAGGUUCACGACCCGUCUGCUAGAUUUAUUGCUCAUUACGCAGCGAAAGACGAAUAAAGGACGAGACUCGUCAGGCUUUACAAAAAUUGUACAGACAGAUAAUUAAAUACAUUGUUACAUGCUGUUAAUCGAUGCAGAUAAAAAAAUGUUCACGCAAA
This is a messenger RNA of Ceratina calcarata, 2331 nucleotides long. It is a transcript of the gene AsnS, whose product is annotated as asparagine synthetase. Gene Ontology annotation, molecular function: asparagine synthase (glutamine-hydrolyzing) activity. Bases 554 to 2230 code for a protein of 558 amino acids. The record is from RefSeq and is a predicted model, not a curated record. NCBI's taxonomy places the organism in Eukaryota, Metazoa, Arthropoda, Insecta, Hymenoptera, Apidae. Gene Ontology annotation, cellular component: cytosol. The transcript is spliced from 10 exons.